This is a messenger RNA of Sus scrofa (pig), 4563 nucleotides long. It is a transcript of the gene MYZAP, whose product is annotated as myocardial zonula adherens protein. Lineage: Eukaryota; Metazoa; Chordata; Mammalia; Artiodactyla; Suidae. Gene Ontology annotation, biological process: intracellular signal transduction. Gene Ontology annotation, cellular component: I band; intracellular anatomical structure. The record is from RefSeq and is a predicted model, not a curated record.
CUGGGCGGGCCAGCGGGUUUAUUCCACCCGGGAGAAGCGCACACCAAGCCGCCACCAGCGCUGCUGCGGGAUGCUGCGCUCCACGUCCACCGUCACUCUGUUCUCGGGCAGCGGCUCCAGGACGCCAGGGGCGCCCAGCAGAAGGGCAAAUGUCUGCAGACUGCGGUUGACUGUUCCCCCGGAGAGUCCGGUGUCUGAGCCCAGUGAAAAGAAGCUGGAAAGAAAAGAGCAACAUCGUGACCUGAGCAAUGGAGAGCCCACCAGGAAACUCCCUCACGGUGUGGUCUAUGGUGUGGUGCGGAGAUCAGAUCAAAACCAGCAGAAAGAAAUGGUGGUAUAUGGGUGGACCACCAAUCAGCUGAAGGAGGAGAUGAACUACAUCAAAGAUGUGAGAGCCACUUUGGAAAAAGUAAGGAAGAGAAUGUAUGGAGACUACGAUGAAAUGAGACAGAAGAUUCGGCAGCUCACCCAGGAACUGUCAAUUUCACAGGCUCAGCAGGACUAUCUAGAAAAUCACAUCCAAACUCAGUCGUCAGCCCUGGACAGUUUUAAUGCCAUGAACUCGGCCUUGGCAUCAGACUCCAUCAGCCUGCAGAAAACCCUUGUGGAUGUUACUCUGGAGAAUAGCAGCAUUAAGGAUCAGAUCAGGAAUCUGCAGCAGACAUAUGAAGCCUCCAUGGACAAGCUGCGGGAAAAGCAGAGGCAGUUAGAGGUGGCGCAAGUUGAAAACCAGCUGCUGAAAAUGAAGGUGGAAUCCUCCCAAGAAGCCAAUGCAGAGGUGAUGAGAGAGAUGACCAGGAAGCUGUACAGCCAAUACGAAGAAAAGCUGCACGAGGAGCAGCAGAGGCACAGUGCUGAGAAGGAGGCUCUCCUGGAAGAGACCAAUAAUUUUCUGAAAGCCAUUGAAGAAGCCAAUAAGAAGAUGCAAGCGGCAGAGAUUAGCCUGGAGGAGAAGGACCAGAGGAUCGGAGAGCUGGACAGGCUGAUUGAGCGCAUGGAGAAGGAACGCCAUCAGCUUCAACUCCAACUCCUGGAGCAUGAAACAGAAAUGUCAGCAGAAAUAACUGAUUCUGACAAAGAAAGGUAUCAGCAGCUGGAGGAGGCGUCAGCCAGCCUCCGGGAGCGGAUCAGACACCUAGAUGACAUGGUGCAUUGCCAGCAGAAGAAAGUCAAGCAGAUGGUCGAGGAGAUCAUGUCCCACGAGCUCUUCUCCAGAUUUAGUCUUCGGCUCUUUGGAAGAUGACAAAAUAGUAGCCUGCUCUGGGUUGGAAGCAGUUCCUUUGAUUGUUCGUGGUUAGAAGAACACUUGUACUCUCUCUGCUGGGAAGAGGUGGCAUGUAUCUGUGAUGAGCUGAUGAACAAAACACGAAGGAACAUGCUAUUGAAAGGAAAACACGGCCAUGUAGGGCCUUCAUUUGUGGAAGCACCUACAUACUGUAACCUCAACUUUUACAGCUUCACACUGCAGAGUCAAGAGAGCUCAAAGAUCCACAGAGUAUUUUUAGAAACAUGGGUUCCUAGACAUCAAAGAAGGAACUGCAAUGAAAAAUAGCACUAAAAAAUAUUUAAGAAAGUUUCAGGUGGAGUCUGGUUCCAAGAUCUUGGAAAAUGAAGCCUUAUUUAUGGAAAAGCUUCCAAGGACACUUGCUAAAGAGAUGGGAAGCAGGCUUGAAGAACUCCAGUGCUCCAGAAUGAAGUACUCCCGACCAGAUCACACCCCAGAAAAUACAAAAGCAGCCACGUGUCCACAUAGUUUGAUUAUAUUUGUGUGUGGAAGGUGGCCCUGAGGAUGUCCUUUGUGAAUGGAGAUCAACAGCGCUAGUCAACUUGGCACUCUUCUUGAAGAAAUGUACGAAUUGCUUCUAUCACCAUGAACAGAUAGUUCAACUCACUUCAUGAAAAGAAGAAGUAUAUCUAAUGAAAAUAGAAAUAUGUUCGACUAAAAUAUGUCAAAGUGAAAUAUCCUCCAUGUAUGCUUUAUUUUUAGAGAGGUCUUCUUGAGACAGCCGUAAGUGCUGAUAUCUCUUCAUAACUAAACAGUUGCUGAGAAUUGUAGUAGCAGUAGAGCAAGUGGUAAAAAUAGUCAAUGGGUGGUAUUAGCCUAAUAAUAAUGAUGUGAGUUUAUUAAGGGGCUGGGUGUCACUUGGACAUUGGGCAGUUUUCUACACCCACCACUUUUCCAUGGCAAAGUGGCAGGUAGAUCCUUUCUUGUCAUUAGCUGUCUUUGGUCAAACUUUCACUUAGAUGCUUCUGCCCAGCUGAAGCAAGUAGGCAGUGGAUGGGGAAGGAAGCUGAUGAAUAGCUUCCCACAUUAGAAAUGAACUGUAAAUGCAGUUUACUUAUGCCAGUGUCCUGUAUGAAUGCAGAUCCCCAUCUACUUUACUGGGUUUCCAGAUUUCUGCUGGGGAGUUUUGAAUCAUAUUUAAGAAUCACUUGAGAUGUCACUCUGGUAUAGGGACUGCACUGUUUAUAGGGAUAUCUGCUGACUUCUAGAGAAAGUGGGUCACCAGUGGGGGCCUCUCUCCCAGGAUUGUGUGCUUUCUCCCUGCCCUUGAGGUCCUUCUCUCUUUGGGGCUAUGGACAGGAGCUAGAGGCCAGAUAGGCCUUAUGCUACGGGACAGAGAGUGAGUGACGUGCCUGGGCUAUCUGCAGGACCAUGAGAGUGCCUCCUAAAUGUUGUGCCCUAUAUGCCCCAUGCCCUUCCCCCUAGGCUACAUGCUGGUUCCUAGGCUAGUUGGGGCUCUCCUUACAUCUGGGUCACCUGCCUGACAGGACCUCCUUCCACCUGCUCCUCGCUGCCUUUGCCUGAGUCCCUCAAUUCACCCCUUCCUGCAAGGACUGUAAUAUGGUGUGAACUUGACUUACUGUAUCAAAUAUGAGUUAGAUUCUCAAAUCCUGCCCCACCUGACUCCACACUACCACCCCAUCAUCCCCCUCCCUCUCCCUUAACUGGAUCCUUAGCCUUGGGCUCUUAUUAAGGCUGUAAUUUGUCUCAGGGCCACUCACACCCCCACCCAAAGGAGACAAUGCUCAAAAGUUGAGGCCAAAUUUAUUUACAGUAAUUGCAGAUAUUACAGUUUGCAGUUCUGUUGUUUAACAUUGUAUUAUCCACUUUAGAUGCUUUAUCUAAAAUGAAGUUUUUAGGAGGUAUCAGAAAGCUCACAUGGGUGCAAACCUUUUUUUCCUCUGCAUUAUAGAAAUGUCAUAGGUUCAUUGUAGGACAUGUACUGAUUAAUGUAUUUGUGACUCAAAUUGUCCUUUCAAGGGAAAAGGGCUUUUCUUUGUAAAUGUCAUUGAACUCACUUUCUGUUUGUUGAAAUUGUUUCUCAUUGGUCUGAAAUGUUUCUCGGAGACCUAGGUGCUCACACUCUGAACAUAGUGGGUUUGCGUGGCUGUGCUCCGAUCCAGGUAACUACCAGCUGGUGAGUGUUUCUCGUAUUUCAGGGCUAUGCAUAGAGACCUCACAUCCCACGCUAACCCUUUGUGGGAAACCAUUAUUACCACCAUUUUUUAAGUACAGCAAAUCAAGACUUAGAAUUUUAAAAAAUAGUAGCCAGCAGUCUCUCCAGAAGGGAUGAUGGUGCUUGGUCCACACCCAGAUUUUUGACUCCAAAGCCAGCCUUGUUCUUUGCUUAUUAUUAUUUUUUUUAAUAAUUGGGGGAAGUGUAAAUAAUAGUAACUUAUGGAGAAUGAUAAAAAUUAAACUUACGUACUCCCUUUCUAGAAUUAACAGAUGUUCAUUUUGAAACUUAAGCAUGUUUUAAGAUUUUUUUCUAAAUAAAACAUUAUAGACAAAAAAGUUCUUACUUUACCCUUCCCAGGCCUUAUCUUUUUCCUUCUCACUCCCACCACCAACCUGACCCACUGCCUUCUUCAGAGGCAGUUUGGCUUCUACCCAGACCAUAUUUCUUUGCUUUUAUUAGACAUAUAUGUGUUUCUUGUCAGUAUAUAGCUCAGUUUCUAUGUUUUAAAAAGUAUGUACAUUUUUAUUUGUAAUAUGUAAAUACAUUUUAUUGUAUAUAUUUCACAACUGACUCUUUUUUCCAGUUUUGUUUUUGAGAUUGUUACAUAUAGAUUUAAGUUAUUCAGAUUAAUGGCCAUCUAAUAUUCUUUUACCUGAAUAUAUUGUAAUAUGUCCUGUUGAUAGGUAUUUAGCUUCUUUCCAGUUUUUUAUUCUUUUGCAAGCAAUGUCGUACAUCUCUGUGCUUCUCUGGGGAGGAAUACUCGGGAGGAGUUGCCAGGGCCUGAGGUUGGCACAGCUUCCCCUCUGCUGGGUAUUUCCUUCUUGUUCUCCAAGCAUACAUGUCAUGUACGAGGAACAGAUUUCUCCAUGUCCUCACCACCUCUUGGUACCGUUGAUGGUAAUUUUAGCCAGUGGUGAAAUAGUAUCUCUCUGUCUUCAUUUUAAUUCGCAUCAGCCUGAUAACUGCUCAUUCCAACCAGUGAGAUUGAGCCUAAGUUUACUGACCAAUCAGGCUCCCAUUCCUCUGAAUUAGUUGUUCCUACUUUUGUUCAUUUUUCUGUUUGGUUGCUUUUCUUUUUUCCUGCUGAUAUGUAGGAACU